AUGGGUGUUCCCAAGUUCUUUAGAUGGCUCUCGGAGCGAUAUCCUGCCAUUUCGCAACUCAUUGCAGAGAACCGAAUACCCGAGUUUGAUUGCCUUUAUCUCGAUAUGAAUGGUAUCAUUCACAACUGCACCCACAAAGAUGCUGGAGAAGAUGUUUCUUUUCGCCUCUCAGAGGAGGAAAUGUUUAUAAGAAUCUUCAACUACAUUGAGCACUUGUUUGGCAAAAUAAAACCCAAACAGCUCUUCUUCAUGGCUAUUGAUGGUGUUGCACCAAGAGCAAAAAUGAACCAACAACGGGCCCGUCGCUUCCGUACCGCUCUGGAUGCUGAGAAAGCCCGCGAGAAGGCCAUCAAAGAGGGCGUUGAGAUGCCCAAGGAAGAGCCAUUUGAUAGCAAUUGCAUCACCCCAGGAACUGAAUUCAUGGCGAAGCUAUCGCAGCAGCUGCGAUACUUUGUCAACAAAAAGGUCUCGGAAGAUGCCGACUGGCAAGGGUGCGAAAUUGUUCUUUCAGGCCACGAGGUCCCUGGCGAAGGAGAACACAAGAUUAUGGAGUACAUUCGAAACGCAAAGGCACAGCCCAACUACAACCCCAACGUGCGACACUGUUUGUACGGAUUGGAUGCGGAUUUGAUCAUGCUGGGUCUGCUCAGCCAUGACCCCCAUUUCUGUCUUCUCCGAGAAGAAGUCACCUUCGGACGAGCAUCCAAGGCCAAAUCCAAGGAGCUUGAGCAUCAAAACUUCUAUCUGCUUCAUUUGUGCAUUGUACGAGAAUACUUGGAAAUGGAGUUUCAGGAACUACAUCAAGAGGGAACGUUGAGUUUUUCAUUUGAUCUCGAAAGAGUUAUUGAUGAUUUUAUUUUGAUGGCUUUCUUUGUUGGAAAUGAUUUCUUGCCAAAUCUCCCUGGUCUUCACAUCAACGAGGGCGCAUUGGCAAACAUGUUUAAAAUCUACAAGGCGGUUCUACCAACUUGCGAUGGUUACAUCAACGAGAAUGGUGUUAUUAACAUGGCUCGAUUGGACAAGCUGUUGACGGAGCUAAGUAAGCUUGAGUUAGUGUCAUUUGAACAUGACAUUUCAGACGAAAAGUGGUUUGCAUCGAAGCAAAUGGAGAAGAAACUCGAAGCGAAGAACGGAGGAAGCAACAAGAACGCCAAGACUGGACAGCUGAUCAUUACUUCGUUUCAGCGCGAUCUAUGGAAACAGAAGAUCCGUCCCUUCGUCUCGAAACGUUCCGCCGACGCCUUGGAUCUCGGUAUAACUCUCAAGGCGGCGGACCGCAAGUUUGCCCAAGAUAUAGCGGAUGCAAUGCACCUAGAUUGGUCUACCAAGGAAAAUGAAAAUGGCGAUCGCCAUCUUGUGCUGUCAUUUCCUGCUCGACGAGGAGGUGGUGAAGACGAAGAUGAGGAUGAAGAGGAGGAGGAAGGCAACCUGGCUGCAUUUCGUGUCAUUAAAUCAUAUGACAAGGCUUUGGUUGUCGAUGUGACAUCGGAAGAGGCACAGCAGCAGUACGAAAAGCUCUACAAUGAAAAAUAUGCCGGCUGGAAGACCAAGUAUUACUUGCAAAAGUUCCCGGAAUGGGCCCCGGAAAAGUAUGAAAAGGAGCAAAUCGACCUGUGCCAAAACUAUGUCCAAGGCCUGCAGUGGGUGCUCUUCUAUUAUUAUAAGGGCAUCGCUUCGUGGCCCUGGUUUUAUGGUUACCACUAUGCCCCUCUAAUCUCCGAUGUUGCUAAGGGCCUCAACGCGGAUCUCAGCUUCAAAAAGGGACAACCUUUCAAACCAUACGAACAGCUUAUGGGUGUGUUGCCUGAUCGAAGUAAGAAGAUUGUGCCCAAGGUGUACCACGACCUAAUGACGAACCCCAAUUCACCUAUUAUCGACUUUUAUCCCCGCGACUUCGAACUCGACAUGAAUGGCAAGAAAAUGGAAUGGGAAGCCGUUGUUAAGAUCCCCUUUAUCGAUGAAAAACGACUACUGGACGCUAUGGCCCCCAAAAAUGAUCUAUUAGAGGACGAUGAAAAGUCACGAAACGGAUUUGGUGUUCCGAUCAAGUUCACGUAUUCUGCAGAUGUCAACUUCGCAUAUCCAUCUCCGCUGCCAGGGAUCUUUCCCGAGAUCCAAAGCUGCCACUGUAUUGAGAACAUUUUCGACCUACCUGAUAUGGAAGGUUUGGAGUAUGUCUCAGGCUUGGCCACUGGAGCUUUGGUAAAGGUUGAGGCACUGGCAGGAUUUCCGACGCUGCAUACAUUGCCUUACACCGCCCAAAUCAUCGAAGGCUACGGUAUCAACGUCUUCCAGCAGGAUAGCAGAAAUCCGAGUAUUGUUGUCACCCUGACUGAUACAAAUCUGCGCACGAGCAUUGAAACUUUCAAGGCUAAAUUGGGCCAGCGAUGCUAUGUGGGCUACCCAUUUCUUCAGGAAGCUAAGAUUAUGAAGGUUCAGGACGAGCUCUUCUCGUAUGAGCUUGCUGAAAAUGGCCAGGAUGUAGUCGUCAAGGACCAUUCAAAUAGAGAAGCUUCUGACUUCUCGAAGGAAGCCGAAUAUUUGGAGAGUUGGCAUGCCAAGCGUCUGGGCGUCAUUGUCGGACAAGUAGAGUGUCUUGUACAUGUGCACAUGCUCAAAGGUCUCCUCAAAACUGAAGAGGGCGCGCUAAUCAAGGAAUACGCCGAAAAUCCCAGCGUGCGCAGUGUCUAUGCCUCUCAGACCGUUGUGGAUGAAGUUGUCAACGAAGACGAGAGAUUUAUCGAGAAGGAGGCUCUUCCCAUCGAGGAGGAGUUCCCGCUAGGUACCAGAGCCUUUUUCCUCGGUGAAUAUGCUUAUGGCCGGCCCCUCGAGGUCACUGGUCAUGUCAAGGGCAAGACGGAAGUUGUUGUUUCCAUUCCGAGAAAUAAAGAACCCGAGUUCUCCAAGAGGAUUAUUCAUCAGGCCGAGCGCACCAAUCCUUACACACCAUCCUUUGCUGUGGCGAAACAACUGGGCGUGCACCCCUUGGUACUGAGCAAAAUCACCUCAUCCUAUCAAGUUAGCACUGCUGCAGGGCUGAAGCUAAAUCUGGGCCUCAAUCUCAAGUUUGAGGCCCGCAAGCUCAAGGUCCUGGGAUAUUCACGAAAGGCGCACACUGGGUGGGAAUUCAGCUCCUUGGCAAUAAAGCUGAUUGCUGAUUACAUGGUUGCGUUCCCCGAUUUCUUCGCAGCCAUACAGAAGGGAGCACAGAGAAGUGACAUCUGCGAGACCGACCUGUGGAACGACCCUGUCGUUGCCUCACAGCGCGUUAAGGAUGUUGUUGCUUGGUUGAAGAAGCAGGAAACAAGCAAGUUCGAGCGAGUGCCACUCGAGGCUGAGCAACUCGACUCCGAAGUUGUCACGGCUUUGGCCAAUGCUGGCGAGCAAGUGUACCAAGCGUCCCAAGACAUUGAUAUCAAAAAACUCAAGGGCGUCCCGCGUGCGGCAAUUUUGAAGCCAUCUGAUGCAGAGUUGGUUCUGGGCAAUCAGAACUUCAGCUUGGGUGAUCGUGUGACCUUCGCUGCUUCGGCCGGAAAGGUACCCAUUGCUACACGGGGGACAGUAGCGGGCAUCAGUAGAACUGCUACCGCCCUGCUUCUUGAUGUGGUGUGGGAUACAUCAUUUAUGAGUGGUACAACUCUGGGCGAACGAGCUCCCAUGUUCCGAGGCCAAACUGUACCAUCUUCAUCCGUGUUGAAUACGACCGACAAGCAAGUCAUCUCUGCGUCCAGCAAGUCUCAGCAGAAGCGAGCUACAUCGACAAUAUCCACAGGAUUUUACGGAUCUGUUGGUGUUCCCCAGUACAAGGAUGCUCCCGCUCCCGCUCCUUUACGUGGUGGAUGGCGAGGUGCUCUCAACGGCAGUGGUCAUAGCACUCCCGGACGAAACUCUCCUAGUAGAGGAUCUCCCGGUAGAGGUAGAGGCAGCCCGAGCAUGGGACCCCAACGCGGCGGCAGCAAUGGGGCCGCACCCAACUUGCUCCACAGCACACUGGUGUACCGUGAUGGUUCCAGUAGGACUCCUCCGGAACAGACUGCCAACGGGACGACUUGGCGCGGCGGCGGUCGUGGCAGAGGUCGUGGCAGUCACCAUGAGACGCCUAGCCCACAGCCUGGUAAAUACAGCAGCGUCCCACCUCCCGCGAGUCUGGAUGGCAACGCUGGUGGACGGGGCCGUGGCCGAGGCAGAGGUCGCGGUGGCGCGAACAGAGGAAGAGGAGGCAAUGGACGGGGGGGAACUACUCCCCCGGCUCGGAGCUAA
Messenger RNA from Metarhizium robertsii ARSEF 23, 4260 nucleotides. RefSeq lists its product as uncharacterized. The record is from RefSeq and is a predicted model, not a curated record. The coding region runs from base 1 to 4260 and encodes 1419 amino acids. Gene Ontology annotation, cellular component: nucleus. NCBI's taxonomy places the organism in Eukaryota, Fungi, Ascomycota, Sordariomycetes, Hypocreales, Clavicipitaceae. Gene Ontology annotation, molecular function: RNA binding; 5'-3' RNA exonuclease activity. The transcript is spliced from 5 exons. Gene Ontology annotation, biological process: nuclear-transcribed mRNA catabolic process; rRNA catabolic process.